Messenger RNA from Paramecium octaurelia, 1508 nucleotides. The record is from the annotation of a GenBank genome assembly. Lineage: Eukaryota; Ciliophora; Oligohymenophorea; Peniculida; Parameciidae.
AUGGGAAAUUCCAAAUCUAAAGAGAUCACUAAACAUGCAAAGGUUGCUUUCACGCCUGAAUAGCUGUAAUAACUGGAAAAGUUGUUUGCAGGUCUAAAUGGAGGCAAAGAUCUUGUGGAAAGAUCUUUUCUAUCUCACUUCCCUGAAAACCCAGACUUUUCAAUUAAAUUGUUCAACUGGAUGGUCGAGCGAAGUCCGAAUCACUAGGUUGAUUACACUAACUUUGUAGUGUUAUGUAAGUUCUAGUUAUGAUGUUUAGUGGAGUUACUUCUUAAGGAAUUGAAGGACUAUUAUCUAAGUGACUAUAAGUUUAGAAAUUUGGAGAAGUUUGAAUUAUUUGCCUUGAUCAGUUUGGAAUGUUUGGAAAAUGACAAGGACUGCAUAAACAGGUAGUUAAUCAAUAGUAGUUAUUAUAGAUUUGCUGUAUCCUAUUCACAGGGGAGCAUUGUUAUAAGGGAAUUAUUGAAUAUUUAUUCAGGAGGUUAAAUAACAAAUUCUUAGAGAAAUGAUUUGGCUGCCAGAUCAGUUACAAAUACUAUAUUUGAUCAAAAAGAUGAAAUGCCCUUCAAUCAAUUUGUUAGUAUGGCCAAAGCUCAGUUGAUAUAUGCAAACAAAUUAUGCAAACAUUAUUUUAAUGUGAAAUUUCUGGGAGAGCAAUCUCAGAUUCAAAUACCAAGAUUGAAUACUUCCAGUUUUAUCUUGAAUGAUUAGGUGUUGGCAUUACUUUAAUUGAGUUCUCCUGAUUUCAGUAAAGUCAAGUAAUUGUAAUUACAAUUUUCAUCAUCUGUGAGUGAGGAUGAUUUGGAUCACAUUGCAGAUAUUGUAAUAAAUGCUUAGAAACCAUUGUUGUUCAUAUUUAGAAAUAGAGAAGAUGAAUGUAAAUUAUUAUUAUUAUCAAUCUUAUUAAGCAUAAAAUGACACUUUCCAACAACAAGUAUUCGGAGCCUAUAUCUCAAUUGAUCCAACACUCGAAACUCAUUACAUAAGGAGAAAACUUAAGGAUCCCAUGAAUAUUCUUUAUAGUGAUAGUGAUCCUAAGAGUUUGUAUUUUGGAGAUGAAAAGAGCUUCCUAUUCUCAUUGCUCCCAAAAUAUUAACUAUUCAUGAGUACCUUUGAUCAACGAUCCAAAUAAUGUUUUGCUUAUAUAAACAAUAGAUCUUUCAGAGUUGAUCAACCUUUGGGAUUGGCAUUUGGAGGAGAUGGAAAAGGAAAUCAUAGAAUAUGGCUAGAUGAAAAUCUCAAGGGUAAUGCAACCUGCAGGAUCAAUAAUUAAUGUGAUCUCACUUACGAGAUGGGCUACAUAUUGGAACCUCACAUUGAAUUCUUGAAUGUAUGGCAUUUCUAUUUAAUAAAUUCAGUUAACAUGCAUCGAAAUUUGGAGUGUUGAGGAGAAGGAGGCCAAUACGCUAUUACAGAGCAAAAUUGUAGAAGCAGGGAAAGAGGAUCUACAAUAAAAGGAAGUUGAACAACAGAAGGAAAGUGUCAUUGAGUAAAAAUGAUAGAGGAAG